AUGUCCAAAGCUCACCCCGAUUUCGAGCAGCUCCAAGCUUCCCGCCCGGACUUCCGUCACGAUGCCGAGGUGAUCGUUUCCAAGUCCCCAAACCCGACCUGGAAACAAGGCGAUGGUGCCAACGACGGCGGAGAAAGCCUCAAAAAGGAUCACGUCGAGAUCGACCCCUAUGCCGAUGGCCGGCCCGUCGCGUCCAACUACAAGCUCCUGAUCUCGGGUAUGGUGCCACGACCUAUCUCCCUGAUCAGCACGCAAUCGGCAGACGGGAAGAUUACGAACCUGGCACCGUUCAGCUACUCGCAGCUCGUCAACCAUGAUCCGCCCUUGUUUGUCGUCGGGUUUGUGGGCUCGCUGGAGAGGGCCAAGGAUACGUUGAAGAACCUGAAUGAUACGAAGGAGUGCGUGAUCAAUAUCAUCUCAGAGCACUUCCUCGAAGCUGCUAAUUCGACUUCGAUCAAUGCGCCCUACGGCCACUCGGAGUGGGAGGUGUCGGGCCUCACCAAGGGCUCAACGUCCGUGGUUAAGCCUGCGCGCGUAAAGGAAUCGAUCCUGGCGAUCGAGGGGAAGUUGGUCGAGGUUAAGGAGUUUGAGAGCCGGGCUACUCCUGGAAAGCCGAGUAGUGUGCUGGCCAUUAUUGAGGGUGUGCGAUUUUGGGUCCGCGAGGAUGCGAUUGACGAGGAGCAGACUGCCAUCGACCUUAAGGUCCUUAAGCCGAUUAGUCGGCUGGGUGGUAUCUCGUAUGGCCGUACCACCGAGGUGAUUGAGAUCCCCCGCCCACAAUUUUAG
Messenger RNA from Penicillium cataractarum, 786 nucleotides. Its product is annotated as flavin reductase family protein. NCBI's taxonomy places the organism in Eukaryota, Fungi, Ascomycota, Eurotiomycetes, Eurotiales, Aspergillaceae. Gene Ontology annotation, molecular function: FMN binding. Bases 1 to 786 code for a protein of 261 amino acids. The record is from RefSeq and is a predicted model, not a curated record. The transcript has a single exon.